Aureobasidium vineae is the source of this 879-nucleotide messenger RNA. The record is from the annotation of a GenBank genome assembly. NCBI's taxonomy places the organism in Eukaryota, Fungi, Ascomycota, Dothideomycetes, Dothideales, Saccotheciaceae.
AUGGCACCAAGCAUUGUGUCCGACAUUGAACUUCCCAGAGACAUCCCCGAGUCUAGACAAUCAUCUGCCAAUGUACCUAUCGAAAAGGCCUUUGGCUUGAACAACAGAACCAUCAUUAUCACUGGCGCAGGCCGUGGGCUCGGUAUCACACUCGCAACCGCUGUUCUCGAGUCGGGUGCUGAUGCCGUUCGUCUGGACAUUCUUCCCGAGCCUAGCGCAGAAGAAUGGGAAGUCAUUACCAAGCUUCAGAAGAGCACCGGAGUUCGCGCCAUAUACAAAAAUUGCGAUAUUACGAACGAGGAGGCGGUCGAAAAGGUCGUCGCAGACUGCGGCGAGGAGGCUCGUCAACGAGGAAAGCCUGUCAAAGGCAUGAUCUCGUGCGCCGGCAUUCAGCAGAUGGUCGACGCUAUUGAUUAUCCUAUGGACGGAUUCCGUCGAAUCAUGGAGGUCAAUGUUACUGGAAGUUUCCUCAUUUCGAAAUACACAGCUCGUCUGCUUCGCGACCAGAAGCUUGGUGGUAGCAUUGUCAUGAUCGCAUCCAUGUCUGGCCAGAUUGCCAACCGCGGCCUGCACUGCUCGGCAUACAACACCAGCAAGGCCGCCGUACAUCAGAUGUGCCGCUCUCUUGCCUACGAGUGGGGUCAAUGGGGCAUCAGAGUCAACACACUUUCUCCUGGUUACAUUCGUACUGCCAUGACAGAUGGCCUGCUGCAAGAAAAGCCCGAGGUUGAGGAACAAUGGAUGAGAGGUGCGCUAUUGGGCAGACUGGGGGCACCUGAAGACUUCAAGGCUCCCUGUGUCUUCCUCCUGGCAGAUGGAAGUUCAUGGAUGACUGGUGCCGACUUGAGAGUAGAUGGUGGACACUGCGCGACUGCUUGA